AUGGAAGCCGUUAUUGAAAAUUUACAGUCAAUUGCAAGGAAGCCUCCCCAAGCAGUUCUUGUUACUACUGAGUCUCCAUCUGGGAGUGAUAAAGAUGAUUCAAAUGCCUCCCUCUUGCCAAGAAAACUAAGACCUAAUGACGAAACUUUUGCCUUGGGAAGAUCUUCUGCCCCACCACCUACAGAGCACGAUGCUGCAUCUGUCAAGUUAGCCAAGUUACUUGCCUUUCAAGAUUCUAUUCCUCAAUCAAAAGGAAAAGGAAUAUAUAUUUUCUCAGGGCAUGGAGUGAGAGUUUUAGAGCUUGAGAAAGAAAAUUAUCAAAAGAAUAAGCAGAUCUCAUACCUUCAGGCCAAUCUUGGUGGGUUGACAACUCUUGACUAUGAUCUUAAAUACAAAUUGAUUGGAAAAUUUGGAAAUGCGUUCAAGACUGCAAGUUUUGAUGGUGGUAAAGUUCCGGAGUCUUUUGAAAGAGUCACAGCCCCAAAUGCUAACAUUGAUCAAAUUUUGUCCUAUGGCUCUAUCACUACUGAAGAAAGAAAGGAAAAUAAGAAAAGGGUUGAUAAGUUUAAGAAAGAUAAAAUGCUUCUGAUGAAAUCUUUUGAUCCGAAUGCACAUGGUUAUCACCCACAGAUGUUUAUUAAAGAAGUUGGAAAAAUAAAAUUCGUUGAUAGAUACGACGAUUGUUCUAGAAUUCGCAUGUGGGGAUUUGAAGUGGAAAAGAAGAUGUGGGUUGUGAUACGAAAGAGCAGAAACAUUGAGUAUUGUGAGAAGAAGAUUGAGUUUGUGUCUUGGACGAAAGUUGAUCUUGCAGAGCUGGUCCACACACCAUUCCACAAUUCAACAAAUGAUCCCAAUGCAUGGGCGUUUAAAAAAUUCCUUGAAGACAAAGCAAAGAUGAACUUUGAAGGCAUGACAACAACAUCAUCAUUCAUUAAAAAGGCCAAUGAUGUCAUAGAUCCCCAUACCAACAAGAAUGUGGGAUUUAGUGAAAAUGGCGAGCAUGAUAUUCAUACCUUGUCUAAACAUCAACUAAUGGUGGAGAAUGAAAUGUUUGAAGCUACUACAAAGGAUUUUACCAGCAUGAUUGCAACAAUCAUUGAUAAGAAGUUGUGGGCAGGAGCAUUGGCUGAUUCUGACAUGCAUAUCGUGGAGAAGCCUUGA
Lactuca saligna is the source of this 1161-nucleotide messenger RNA. The record is from the annotation of a GenBank genome assembly. Lineage: Eukaryota; Viridiplantae; Streptophyta; Magnoliopsida; Asterales; Asteraceae.